This is a messenger RNA of Fonsecaea pedrosoi CBS 271.37, 1104 nucleotides long. RefSeq lists its product as uncharacterized. Bases 1 to 1104 code for a protein of 367 amino acids. NCBI's taxonomy places the organism in Eukaryota, Fungi, Ascomycota, Eurotiomycetes, Chaetothyriales, Herpotrichiellaceae. Gene Ontology annotation, molecular function: aldehyde dehydrogenase (NAD+) activity. The record is from RefSeq and is a predicted model, not a curated record. The transcript is spliced from 4 exons.
AUGACGUGGACGACGCCGUUCAAUGUUGCGAGAGCUGCGUUCAAACUCUGGAAGGAGACUUCUGCUACCCGGGCUGCGCUCCUGCUCCGAAUCGCAGAUCGCAUCGAAGCCCAUGCGAAAGAGUUUGCACGCCUCGAAGCAAUGUGUACACGGAAGCCAGUAGCGCAGUCACUGGGAUUUGAGGUGCCCAUGGUCGCAAAUGUCUUCCGGUAUUACACUGGCUGGUGUGACAAGCUCUCUGGCGAAGCGUGGCCGCAGGAAGGCACCGGCUUCCUCAGAAUGACCAGGCGAGAGCCAUUAGGCGUGUGUGCUGCCGUGAAUGCUUUCAACGGACCACUUACGCCACUCACCACCGUCUACUUUGGCAAGAUCUUACAAGAGGCCGGGGCACCAGACGGAAUCAUGAACCUGAUUACUGGCCCCGGCUCAAUUGGAGCUCUAUUGGCUUCACAUGUAGGCAUUGACAAGAUCUCCCUUACCGGAAGUUCGGCAACUGGGAAGAGGAUCGCACAGAUGGCUUCGACCAGUAACACGAAGAAAGUCACGCUGGAACUGGGAGGCAAGAGUCUGAGUAUUAUAUUCGACGACGCACAAUUGGAUAAUGCUGCCCAGUGGUGCAUGCAAGGUAUUCUCGGCAACAGUGGUCAAGCCUGUAUUGCAAGCUCCCGUGUGUACGUCCAAAAGGGUGUCAAGGAAGUUUUCGUCGCCAAACUUAAAGCCCUGAUCGAACAGAUGACGCCUGCCUUUGGGCAAGAUGCUAAUACUGACGAUACACGCUUUCCCCCAUUGGCAGAUAAGGCCCAGUUGCACCGAGUGCAGUCAUACAUGGACAUCGGGUCCCGCGAGGGCACGCUCGGCUGUUGGAUUGAACCGACCAUCUUCGUCGACACGAAGGCAUCUGCAAGGAUAUACAAAGAGGAGAUAUUCGGUCCUGUGGUGGUGGUGAACGAGUUUGAAGAGGAAGAGGACGUGCUGAACCGUGCCAAUGAUACCGAGUUCGGUCUGGCGGGUGCUGUUUUUACACAGGACGUCAACAGAGCGAUGCGCAUUGCUGCAAAAGUGGAGGGCAGGCACAGUCUGCAUCAACUGUUGCACUAUGGUUGA